Molecule: messenger RNA, 1347 nt
Organism: Cuscuta europaea
Lineage: Eukaryota; Viridiplantae; Streptophyta; Magnoliopsida; Solanales; Convolvulaceae
Source: the annotation of a GenBank genome assembly
UAAAAGAAAAGGGACCCUCCUUCAUUAUUUUUGGAAGAUGACAAAGAACCAUCCUCUCACUCACACACCCUCAUAUCAUUUCGACCCUAGCAUCAAUUAGGAAGGAAUAGGGUCUCAAAAACAUCAUCUCUACCACUUUACUCGAACCAAGAACAAGGAGGAGGAAGCAACCAAGAAAAGAGAAGAAAGAAUAGGAAAGAAAGAGGAAAACUUGGAAAAUCAAGGAAUUUUACCAAGGUAUUAUAGACUUCUCAAGAAAUCUAGGAGUGGCCGGAAAAGUCGCCGGAGCCGCCGGAGUUUUUGCCGGAAAAUUCCAAAAGUUACCGGAGUUCAAACGAAGAUGAUAAAAGCUCGCUAGCGUCAUUUCAAGGUUGAAGCUAGAGCUUACUUCCAACACCCGUUGUUCGGGAGAUCGAUGGAGAGAAGACGUGGUUCGUGCUUCCUCUGGUUCUAUUCCUAAAUAAUUAAAUAAUGCUCAUGGAACUAUUUGUGACUUAUAAAUUAAUGGAGCAUGUGAGCUCUUGUUUUACCCUUGUGUGCGUUCUUAUUAAACACUUAUAUUCCGCUAUGUUUUUAAUUGUAUGUUGAUGUUGUUAUGUAUGUUUACUAAUCGGUUUUGGCAUAUGAAUCUAUCGGACGUCUUGUGCAAUUUAGUAAGGAUGAACUGCGGUUAUUCUUAUUGAGUUGUACGACGGUUGUCUACGUGGCACUGACGCGGUCUGGGGCGUGACAUGUUGGGCGAUUUGGGAUGCCCGAAAUAUGAAAGUUUGGAAGGGUGCUAAAGCAUUGGCGGAGCAAGUAAUCAACCAAACGUCCUCUUUUCUUACUAGUUGGAGACGAGCACAAGAGCUUGAGAAAACGACACUGCCAGAUAGAAGUGCUCAUGAUCUGCUAUGGAGAAAACCGUUAGGGAGCACUAUAAAGAUCAACACGGAUGCAUGUGACUCUACAGGAGCUUUUCUAGCGGGGGAGGCUAUCUCGGGGCGGGGGAAAUAUCUACCGCGAGAGGUGGAAGCUUUAAGCAUAAGGGAAGCGAUGAGCUGGGUUAUGACACAAGGAUGGGAUAACCUUGAAAUUGAGUCUUGACGCUUCUCAGGUAAUUUCAAGCAUCCAAGCAGGGACCAGAAAUUCAAGUUUCAGUCUGCUCAUUGAGGAUAUUAAAACUAUGGUGGCUAGUUUUUCUUGUAUUUCUUUUGGUCAUAUGAAACAGUCUGCGAAUCGUGUUGCUUACGGUCUAGCUAGAGCGGCAGGUUCAAUGUCUGAUCGUGCGAUGUCGAUUUCACAACCGCCAUUAUGUAUCUAUGACAUGUUGACUCAUGAUUUAAUUAAUGAUAGUUAAUCGUUUUU